Clunio marinus is the source of this 526-nucleotide messenger RNA. NCBI's taxonomy places the organism in Eukaryota, Metazoa, Arthropoda, Insecta, Diptera, Chironomidae. The record is from the annotation of a GenBank genome assembly.
AUCAGUUGUGAACUUAUUUUUCUUCAAAAAUCUAUUUAUUUUUCAAAUAAGUUAUCGUAAGAAAUAGACCAUGGCCAAAGUAGAACAGAAAGGAAAAACAAACUUUCAACCUGAUCCCGAUGCUGAUGUACAAAUAACAUUUGAUGAUCAGAUGAGAAUUAACCAAUUUGCAAAUCAUGUUGCGAAAAUUGAAGAUCUUAAGGAAGAUUUGAAGUUCAAGAAAAAUGAAUUGACAAACAUCGAAGAAGCAAUUGAGGAGAUAGAAUUAGUGGAUGAAGACCAGAUACAAUUCUUAAUUGGAGAAGUAUUCAUUUACAAUAAUGUUGAGAAAACACAACUUCUGCUUAAAGAAACCAAGGAAAAGAAAGAACAAGAAAUCAAAAAUAUUGAAACUAAAAUUACCGAAAUCCAAGCUGUCAUGACAAAAUUAAAAGCAGAGCUUUAUGGAAAGUUCGGACAGAAGAACAUUUAUCUUGAGAACGAUGAAGAAUAGAGUUUAAUAAACUUUCUCAAUAUCAAUGAUUUU